Arabidopsis thaliana (thale cress) is the source of this 3108-nucleotide messenger RNA. RefSeq names its product Leucine-rich repeat (LRR) family protein. The record is from RefSeq and is marked reviewed. The transcript has a single exon. Lineage: Eukaryota; Viridiplantae; Streptophyta; Magnoliopsida; Brassicales; Brassicaceae. Gene Ontology annotation, biological process: pollen tube growth. The coding region runs from base 155 to 2254 and encodes 699 amino acids.
CUUGAUAAUAUAUCCUCUGGAUCUGAAGCAAAAUCCUUAAAAACAAGAGUUGUCCCUAAUUAUAGACAAAGUAUGUUAAGGGAAACCGUUGGUGAUUGCAAAAUGAAAACCGUUGGCUUAUUAAUAAUACACCUUUGUGUCCUUGAACCCUCUCAUGCCCUUCUAUAAGCAGCCUUGGGUCUUUUCCAAGGUUUUUGUUUUAGCCAUGGCUAAACCUCCGUCCUUUGGCUGCUGCUUCUUCCUCUUAUUCUUCUCCUUCUUAUCUUCUUCCUUUGUCUCAUUUGCCCUAACCGAUACAGAAGCUGCCUUCAUUGUGCAGCGACAACUUUUAACGUUACCAGACAACGGCGAACUUCCUGAUGAUAUCGAAUACGAGGUUGAUCUCAAGGCUACCUUUGCCAACACCAGGCUUAAGAGAGCUUAUAUAGCUCUUCAGGCUUGGAAAAAGGCCAUAUUUUCAGACCCAUUUAACACCACGGGGAACUGGCAUGGCCCACACGUGUGCGGCUACACCGGUGUGGUUUGUGCGCCAGCUCUUGAUGAUUCCGAUGUCACGGUUGUAGCUGGUGUUGACCUCAACGGUGCGGAUAUCGCAGGGCAUUUGCCUGCUGAGCUUGGUUUGAUGACAGAUGUUGCAAUGUUCCAUUUGAAUUCAAACCGGUUUUGUGGGAUCAUACCUAAAAGCUUUGAGAAGCUAAAGCUAAUGCACGAAUUCGAUGUUAGUAACAACCGUUUCGUUGGACCUUUCCCUAACGUCGUUCUCUCUUGGCCUGAUGUCAAAUACUUCGACCUUAGGUUCAACGAUUUCGAAGGUCAAGUCCCUCCUGAGCUUUUCAAGAAAGAACUUGACGCCAUUUUCUUGAACGACAAUAGAUUCACCUCGGUGAUUCCUGAAUCUCUAGGGGAAUCUCCGGCCUCGGUUGUGACUUUUGCUAACAAUAAAUUCACCGGAUGUAUCCCUAAGAGUAUCGGAAACAUGAAGAAUCUCAACGAGAUUGUCUUUAUGGACAAUGAUUUAGGAGGUUGUUUCCCAUCUGAAAUCGGAAAGUUAUCGAAUGUAACGGUUUUCGAUGCAAGCAAGAACUCGUUCAUAGGUCGUCUCCCGACUAGCUUUGUCGGGUUAACGAGCGUGGAGGAAAUUGAUAUCUCCGGGAACAAACUCACCGGACUUGUACCGCAUAACAUUUGCCAGUUGCCUAAUUUGGUGAACUUGACUUAUUCUUACAAUUACUUCAGUGGACAAGGAGGUUCUUGUGUUCCAGGUGGUAGUCGCAAGGAGAUUGCGUUGGAUGACACACGCAAUUGCUUGGCUUCUCGACCUGAGCAACGAUCCGCCCAAGAAUGUGCGGUUGUGAUCAACCGCCCGGUUGAUUGUAGCAAGGACAAGUGCGCUGGUGGCUCUUCUACUCCAUCGAAACCAUCACCGGUUCACAAACCAACGCCAGUUCCAACUACGCCGGUUCACAAACCAACACCAGUUCCAACUACGCCGGUUCAAAAACCAUCGCCAGUUCCAACUACACCGGUUCAAAAACCAUCGCCAGUUCCAACAACCCCUGUUCACGAACCAUCGCCAGUUUUAGCUACGCCGGUUGACAAACCAUCGCCAGUUCCAUCUCGGCCGGUUCAAAAACCACAACCACCAAAAGAGUCACCUCAACCAGAUGAUCCUUACGAUCAAUCUCCAGUGACGAAAAGGCGCAGCCCUCCUCCGGCUCCGGUCAACUCUCCACCACCACCAGUUUACUCCCCACCACCUCCUCCUCCACCCGUUCACUCUCCCCCGCCGCCAGUCCACUCUCCUCCACCACCACCGGUGUAUUCGCCUCCGCCCCCACCCCCACCUGUCCACUCUCCUCCACCGCCUGUCUUUUCACCACCACCUCCAGUCUAUUCCCCGCCUCCCCCAGUCCACUCACCGCCUCCCCCAGUCCAUUCGCCGCCGCCGCCAGCACCUGUUCACUCACCGCCUCCACCGGUUCAUUCCCCCCCGCCACCACCACCUGUUUAUUCACCGCCACCACCGGUCUUUUCUCCACCGCCGUCGCAAUCUCCACCAGUAGUCUACUCUCCUCCGCCAAGACCGCCCAAGAUCAACUCCCCACCAGUCCAAUCACCACCGCCAGCACCGGUGGAAAAGAAAGAGACCCCUCCGGCUCAUGCACCAGCUCCAAGUGACGAUGAAUUCAUCAUACCACCGUUCAUCGGCCACCAAUACGCAUCACCACCACCGCCAAUGUUCGCAGGCUACUAAUGAUCUCAAUCGAAGAGAGAAGAAUUCUAUAUAUGAGUAGCAACUGCAUCGUCUUGGACUAAUUGUAGUAAAACUAUGAAAAAGAACAAAAUUCGAGGAAGAAGAUGAGAAAAGAACAAAUUUGCUAUAUCCAAAAAACAAAGAAGAAGAAAAUUUGAAGGGUAAUGAAUUGUUACAUGAGGUCGUAUAAAUUUGUACAUUACAAACUUCUUAUUAUGGUCGAUCAAGAUUUAUACUCUCUUCUUCUUUUUUUUUUUCACAAUUAUACUCUCUUCUUCUAAAACCUCUAAUUGAUAUUGAAACCUUGCAAUUCCUAAAAAAGACCUUAGAAAUUAUCUAGCCCAUUAUCUAAUUAUGAACUUGUUAUUAUUGGGCCUAAUAAUGGGCUUGUGUAAACUUUUGUGACUCAUGCAAUUCAAUAGUAAGCCCAUUUAAAAUAGAAUAAAAUUGUUAUCCCUUAUUAUUGAAAAGGGCAUGGAUCCGACAAAAAAAAAAGAGCAUGGAUAGAGCUAUUUUGUCUUUUAUGUCAAAACUGAAUCAGCCUCAUUUCUCAUCCAUGUUCACCGUCAUUAAUAUUGCAUUGCCGUCUUCUUUUGGAAUUGCAGAUAUGACUUCGCGUCUAUAACUAAAUUAUUUUUAAGCAGAACUAAAUUCAAUUAAGACUAUAUAUAUAUUACUAUAACAUAUAAUAAUAGCUAUGACAUUACAUUUUGACCUGCUUAGCCUAGGUAUUUCAUUCGCAACACUUUUAAUACUCCAUAUUAAUAAUGUUUCUUCCUGUGUUAAUUUCAACAAUUAUUCUCGGGAAACAUGAACAAAAAAUAUUGUAAUUGAUAACGACAUAAAUGUUUUGU